This is a messenger RNA of Balaenoptera acutorostrata (minke whale), 2689 nucleotides long. It is a transcript of the gene SLC35C1, whose product is annotated as solute carrier family 35 member C1. Gene Ontology annotation, biological process: GDP-fucose import into Golgi lumen; protein O-linked glycosylation via fucose. Gene Ontology annotation, cellular component: Golgi apparatus. The transcript is spliced from 3 exons. Gene Ontology annotation, molecular function: antiporter activity. NCBI's taxonomy places the organism in Eukaryota, Metazoa, Chordata, Mammalia, Artiodactyla, Balaenopteridae. The coding region runs from base 231 to 1325 and encodes 364 amino acids. The record is from RefSeq and is a predicted model, not a curated record.
GCGGGCCACGAAUGCAGCCGGGUACUGGGACGUGCAAGCCGCGGGUGGCAGCAGGUUGUGGGACUCACCCCAGAGCAGAACCUCUCCAUCCAGGAGAAGGGUGGGAGGCCUCCAGGCCACCUGCCAUGUGACAGUUGAGGACUUCAGCUUGCAGAAAGCAGAAGUGAGCCCACAGCUCCGUACUUCAGGAAAUCAGUCUGGCUGUUGGGUGACCCAGCUCCUCUGCUACCAUGAACAGGGCCUCUCUGAAGCGGUCAAAGAUCCUGCACAUGGCACUGAUGGGGACUUCCGACCCCUCCGGAGAGACAGAGGCCAGCCACGAGAAGCCCUUUGUGCUGCGGGCACUGCAGAUCGCUCUGGUAGUCUCUCUCUACUGGGUCACGUCCAUCUCCAUGGUGUUCCUUAACAAGUACCUGCUGGAUAGCCCCUCCCUACGGCUGGACACCCCCAUCUUCGUCACCUUCUACCAGUGCCUGGUGACCGCGCUGCUGUGCAAGGGCCUCAGCUCACUGGCCACCUGCUGCCCUGGUACCAUGGACUUCCCCACCCUGCGCCUGGACCUCAGGGUGGCCCGAAGCAUCCUGCCCCUGUCGGUGGUCUUCAUUGGCAUGAUCACCUUCAAUAACCUCUGCCUCAAGUAUGUGGGUGUGGCCUUCUACAACGUGGGCCGCUCACUCACCACCGUCUUCAAUGUGCUGCUCUCCUACCUGCUGCUCAAGCAAACCACCUCCUUCUAUGCCCUGCUCGCCUGCAGCAUCAUCAUUGGUGGCUUCUGGCUUGGUGUGGACCAGGAGGGCGCAGAGGGUACCCUGUCUUGGACAGGCACCCUUUUUGGCGUGCUCGCCAGCCUCUGCGUCUCACUCAACGCCAUCUACACGAAGAAGGUGCUCCCGGCGGUGGACGGCAGCAUCUGGCGUCUGACCUUCUACAACAACGUCAAUGCCUGCGUCCUCUUUUUGCCCCUGCUCCUGCUGCUGGGGGAGCUCCCGGCCCUCUACAACUUCCCCCAGCUGGGCAGCGCCCACUUCUGGGGCAUGAUGACGCUGGGCGGCCUGUUUGGCUUCGCCAUCGGCUAUGUAACAGGACUGCAGAUCAAGUUCACCAGUCCCCUGACCCACAACGUGUCCGGCACAGCCAAAGCCUGCGCCCAGACGGUGCUGGCCGUCCUCUACUACGAGGAGACGAAGAGCUUCCUCUGGUGGAUGAGCAACAUGAUGGUGCUGGGAGGCUCCUCCGCCUAUACCUGGGUCAGGGGCUGGGAGAUGAAAAAGAUUCAGGAGGAGCCCCGCCCCAAGGAGGAGGAGAAGAGUAACGUGGAGGUGUGAGCUUCUCCAGAGACGCUGCGAUGGCCCCGCCCAGCCCAGGGAGAACGCCCAUGAAUGCAGUGAAGGUGUCUCUCUGGACCCAGAGACAGUGGCCUUACAGACCUGAUGGGAACCUGGUGGUUGAAAUGGAACCAGUGUUUCCAAGUAAUGUCAGAAAGUUGCCAAACCUGUCUCGACCCUCUUUCCUAUUUCUGGGUUUUUGUCCUUCCCUAGGGAGGAGGGUCCCCCAUGGGAAGAGCCAGUUAGGUUCUCUGGAAGAGCACCAGCUCUCUCGGAGUAGGAGAGAGACAGCACCCCUUCCUGUCCCCCUGCCAGGGCCUCCUACCUCCACAUGACCUUUGGGGUUGGGGACAGGCCACAACCUUUAAGGGACAGUAUUGGCAAAGCCAUUACGUCUUCACUUGGACUCAGGGGAGAUGGGGGUGUGACCCCACCACAGGCUUAGGAUUUGGGAAACCUCACACCUCUGUGCCCCGGGGCAGGCAGCAUAGCUUUGGCCCACCCCAAACCAGCCUUCUUUUGGAGGAGAGUGUAGGCUGGGCUGAGGGAGGAAAUGAACAAACCUUCUCUCUUCUCUGCAUUGAGACCAGCAGCCCCCGUGCAAGGGGGUGAAGGAUCAGCGGUACCCGAGCCUGGCCCAGGAACCUGCAGGGGCUGCUGGGAAGUGGCCUGGGAGUGGGCUGCAUCAUGGGAGAGCACCUUUUCCCUGCGCCCUUCCCCCCACCACCGCUGUCUGCACCCCACGUUUCCACUGUUUGAAUGUGGCAGUCAUUAACACCCUCCCGCAGUCGCUAACACCAGUUUUGCCCACCUCACUCCCCUGCCCCUGAGGGGCAGCUGCCACCUGGCACAAACAACUACCUGGCUCAGGUAACAGCCCCCCAGAAGUGGAGGCAGGGAGCCGCUUUGGCUUCUCCCAUCUCUGCCUCUCCAGGGCAUGCUGAUGGAGCCAGGGUCAGCUCAGAGCCUUCCACCUAAGCUGUGCUGGGCCCCCCAAGAUCCAGGUCCCUGCAGGGCAGGUGUUGUAACUUGCUCUUGAUGAAGGUGUUAAGCUAACAAUUACAAACUUCCCCGAGUUUGGGGCCGAAAGAAUCUUCCCUUCCCCUCACCACACCCUCCGGGCCUGAGGGUGGCUUUCACAACUCCUGUCCCUUCUGUUGGGUGUUUUGUUCCACCAAGUGGAACAAAACUCCUUGGGGUAACUCCUGAUGUUUUCAGCCCCUGUAACGAAAGGCUGGGGAGAGUGGGUCUUCUCACGAGUACUCUCUUCCAGUCCCCGCACAAUCCCAGGUGGUUUCUAAUGAAGUUGGUGGGGCCUGAUGCCCUGAAUUGUGUGUGAUUUAAUUAAAAAUCAGAGUAAGACA